AAGAGUCUAAUCCAGGAUGGAGAUGUGAUUAUCGGUGGACUUUUUAACCUGUAUCACAUACCUUCAACUGUAGAUGAGGACUACACAAAGAAACCACACUAUGAACCUUGUACUGGCUUAGAACUGGAGCCGUUAAAAUACUCUUAUGCCAUGGUGUUUGCUGUGGAGGAAAUCAAUCGAAACAACACCCUGCUACCAGGAGUGAAGCUGGGUUACCGUAUACUUGAUAGCUGUUUCCUGUACCCGUGGGCUCUGCAAGGUGCAAUGUCAUUGGUUGGAGGAGACACACACAGCUGUGGUCUGCCUGUACCGAUGAUCAUUGGUGCUGCAUCCUCUACAACAAGCAUAAUGAUGUCCAGCACCCUGGGGCCUCUCUAUGUACCAGUUAUCAGCUACCUGUCAAGCUGCCCCUGCCUUAGUGACAGGCUUAAAUAUCCUAAUUUCUUCAGAACAAUUCCCAGUGAUGUUUACCAAGCUUGGGCCAUGGCACAAUUGGCCAUUCGCUUCCACUGGACAUGGAUAGGAGCAGUGGUGGCAAACAAUGAUUAUGGUCAGCUUGCAAUACAGGUAUUCCAGAAAGAGAUUUUUGGGAAAGGAGUGUGUUUGGAAUUCAUUGAGACCCUCAAGACAGAAACUAUUGUGACUGAUGCAAAACGUGCAGCACUCACAAUUCAAGCUUCGACUGCGAGGGUGAUUCUGAUCUUCUGCUGGUAUACUGAAGUAAAGAAACUGCUUCUGGAACUGGCCAAGAGAAAUGUGACUGACAGACAGUUCCUGGCAAGUGAGGCUUGGAGUACCAGUGAUGAUCUUCUCCAAGAUCAAACCAUCUCUAAAGUAACAAAUGGUGUUCUUGGUGUGGCCAUUCGUAGUUCAACUAUACCUGGAUUUGAAAAUUAUCUCAGAAGUUUGCAUCCAAUUCGUCGUCCUAAUGAUGUUUUCUUAAGAGAAUUCUGGCAAAAGGAAUUUGGUGGAACAGAGUCCCUGGAGAACGUGGAAAAUCACUUUACUGAUACCUCUCAGCUAAGGGUGGCAUAUAAUGUCUACCUUGCCGUUUAUGCUGCUGCCCAUGCCCUUCAUAGCCUUCUCUCCUGUAAUACCCAUACAUGCACCUUUCAGAAAAACAUCAAACACAUAGAGCUGUUACAGCAAUUGAACAAAGUGAACAUCACCACACCACAUGGGGAAAGGUUUUACUUCCAAGGUGCUGACAUUGCAGCAAUGUAUGACCUCGUUAACUGGCAGAAACAACCAGAGGGGCAACUCAAACUUGUCUUGGUUGGUCGUGUGGAUGGGUUUAACCUCCAUCUUAAUGAGUCAGCUGUGCAGUGGAGCUCAGGAUCCAGUCAGGUUCCUUUUUCAGUGUGCAGUGAGAGCUGCCCUCCAGGUACCCGAAAGGCCAACAGGAAAGGAGAGCCUCUCUGCUGCUUUGACUGUAUCCCAUGCACUGAGGGGGAAAUAAGCAAUGAAACUGGUGAGGAAAAUUGUCAGCGAUGUCCAUCUGAGUUCUGGUCCAAUGUUAUGCAAACUGCCUGCGUCCCUCGUCAGUUGGACUUCCUUUCCUUUAACGAAACAUUGGGCAUCACUCUGACAACAGUGGCUGCAUCCGGUGUUGUGGUGACAACAGCUGUGUUUGUUCUAUUUUUUUGCAACCGCCAAACACCCAUGGUACGAGCCAACAAUUCAGAACUCAGCUUCCUGCUUCUUCUGUCCCUGAAGCUCUGCUUCCUGUGCUCACUGGUGUUCAUUGGUCGUCCAUCAGUCUGGUCCUGUCGGUUUCAGCAGGCAGCCUUUGGGAUCAGCUUUGUACUUUGUGUUUCCUGCCUUCUGGUUAAAACCCUCGUAGUGCUUGCUGUUUUCCGCUCAGCUCGGCCUGGUGCUGAAACCUUGAUGAAGUGGUUUGGUCCUGUUCAACAGAGAGGGAGUGUCUUUCUCUUCACCUGUAUACAGGUUAUUAUCUGUGCCACAUGGUUGUCCAUCAGUCCUCCAGCGCCUCGACGUGAUCUGGGUUUCCAAGGAUCAAAGGUCACACUAGAGUGUGCCAUGGAUUCUCUGGUGGGCUUCUCUCUGGUUCUUGGCUACAUUGGCCUGCUGGCCUGCACCUGCCUCCUCUUGGCUUUUCUUGCUCGGAAUCUUCCUGACAACUUCAAUGAGGCCAAACUGAUCACCUUCAGCAUGCUGAUAUUCUGUGCAGUAUGGGUAGCUUUUGUUCCUGCUUAUGUUAGCUCUCCUGGAAAAUAUGUUGUGGCUGUAGAAGUCUUUGCCAUCUUGGCCUCCAGCUAUGGUUUACUGCUUUGCAUAUUUGCCCCCAAAUGUUUCAUUAUUCUUUUGAGGCCAGAGAAAAACACAAAGAAACAGCUAAUGGCCAGAUAAUUGAUCUGUUUAAAUGUAAACAUAGACCCUGAAUUGGAAGUUAGAUGUUUCUCUGUGGGGAGAGCCCAUUGGUCUUCCAAUCCUAGGGUAAUGUCCUGAUUCCAAGAACAGAUCAGACAGAAAUAUAUAAUUAGUAACAAACUGAAUAGAAUGCAAUAAUAGUUAGUAAUCAACCCGUGCAUGUUCAGUCAAAAUUUAAGUGAUUUCCUCUCUUUAAGUUUUCUAGAUUUAACUGGUGAGUCCGGAUUUUUCUGUUACUGUUUGCUGUAAUAUUUUUUGUGUUCAAGUCUUAGAUUUGAUUAAAUCUUAUACCAUUGGCAAUGUUUUAUU
Molecule: messenger RNA, 2700 nt
Organism: Labrus bergylta (ballan wrasse)
Lineage: Eukaryota; Metazoa; Chordata; Actinopteri; Labriformes; Labridae
Source: RefSeq, a predicted model, not a curated record